AAAUUUGUUUUUAUUUGUAGUUAGUUAUAUAUUUGAUUUAUUAAAGAUAUAAUCAUAUUAACUACUCUAAUUCUUAACAUGAGAGCUGAAUACGGAAAAGUACUUAUGUAAUAAUUUAUUUUAGAAGGUUCUGUAUAUGUAUUUAUAAUUUUAAUUUAAAACCAGUGAAAUUAUGUGUGAUUUUUUUUUCUUACUAAUUAAUUUAAUUUGAAAUUCCUAAAAGAAAUUCCAAACUAAACCCGGUAUUCCCCGGUUAUUUUGUUAGGUUACGUACCCCAAACGGCUAUAAUUUUUUCAAUGUUCCGCAAAACACGCUUUUUCAAAAUAAGGUCGAUAAAUGAUAGUCAAAAUCACAGUCUAAUAUAUAUAUGACCUUAAGCUCCAUGCCAAGUCUCUUACAAAUCAUCAAAGUCAAUAUUUGCAUUUUGUAGUCAACUUUUCUCUGUCUUAUAAAUCUGACCCCAAGUUUGGAUAGUCAUAAAUUUAAGUAUUUGUUUCCUUCGUCUAUUCAUGUCAUUUUCACAGUCUUGUAAAUUGUAAUAUAAACGACCUAAACUCGGUAAACUCAUAUAUUAUGCUUUUGUUUCGUUUCGUUUGUUCUUCAUAUAACCUAAUUUUGUGGUCGAUUUCACAUGCUUAAUGUAUAAUUUUAUCUGUUGGAGUAAAAUAACGAAAUAGGCUUUUACUGAGAGAUGUAUAUGUACAAUUCUUUACAAGUUAUUUGAAUUUUUUAAAAAGAAAAAUGUGAAUCUUUUUAUUAUUGGAACCCGGACCGUGGUACCUCGCGCCAGAUGACAAAGUCGGCAGUAUUACUACAGUACAUGUACAAACUAAUACGACUUGAACAAAUUUUAAUUAACAAUGUUUUAAUCACGAAACAAAACUUAGGUUUAGUAGAGAACUUUAAUAGGAAUUGCACACUUGAUUUUGAUUUUCCCUGGUCAUCUAUGGAACUACAAGAUGUGAACCUGACUUACGAUAUAGCGAGUGCACUUAUAAUUAAAAAUCAAUAAGCUCCAUGACCCGGUCAAUUAACAACUUCAAAAAUCAUCAAACCUUAACGUAUAUUUACAUCAUUUAUGGGGUAGAAGUAUAUUUACAUCAUCGAUUGCGAAGCAUAGAAUAUGUUAUGUUAUUGAUGAGUAAAUAAAAGGACUCGAGACUUGAUUAAAUAUGUUUAUAUUAAAAAGACGCGUUAGUUUAUUCUACAUCAUGAGCUCUAUUUAAAGCACAAGAAGCUUUGCUUCAAACAUCAAAACAACUAAACAAGUACAAUCUUAAGGAAUAAAACAUUGUCUUUUGUUUGGUGUAUGUAAUGACAAUCUCUGCGAUGGGAAACAAACGUGUGGUUUUGGCGCUAGCAAUUUGUCUCGUUCUCUCAAGCUUCCAUGAGGUUUCUUGUCAGGUUGGCGGAACCAAUAAAUUUGGAACGUUAGAGGGUCAAGAAUCUGAAUAUAAUGUCCAAACAGGGAAAGCGACAUCAUCUGUGUCUCACUCGGUUGAAGCUGAGUCGGAAGCUGCUAGUAGUUAUGAAGCGGGUCAAAGUUCCAGUAGUUCAGACGACAUCAAACGUCUAAUGCAAGGUUUUAAUAAAAAUGAUGGAACUGAAGCUGAUUUAAUGGAUGCUUCUGAAACCGGUGCUUCGAAUCAGGAACGGGUGAAAGAGCUUCAACGCCAGAUGGAAGCUUCAGCAUCUAGCAGAACUGUUGUAGAAGAAGAAGAAAUCACAGAGGAAAAGAGUAAGCUGGAAACACUUGGAACCACAUUCCAAGGGAGUGAAAGUAGAGAUGAUGGAAGCGAUAUAAACCAAAUAUACUAUAAAAAUAACGGUGAAAAGGAAUCUGAGGGAAACCGAGGGUUCAUGAUAAAGGAACCGAUAAUAACUAGAAAUGAAGAUGAGUCAAUGGGAAGUCGUCAACAGUAUGAGUCGAAGCAAGAGUCAAUGGAGGGUCGUCUAGAGUAUGAGUCGAAGACAAGCAGUAGCGGCUCAGGGGUUAUAGGGUCUCUAUCAAUUGGACAGUCAGGUGCGUGGCGCUGUAUUAACCCAGACAAAGAUGGUGUUAAGGGAGAUGAUUCUAUGGUCAUACCAAAGUACGACUUAAAUGACAUCAUCAAGGAAGAAUCCAUUAAGGGAUCCUCGUCAAAGACCUCUAGUCUCAUAACAUCGCUGACCGAGAUUGUUGAUAAUCACAAGAAAGGACGAUGGACAGAUGUAAAAAUAGGAAAGGUUUCUACUACAGAAACAUCCGAGAAAGUAAGGAAGCUAAAAAUGACCUUGCAAAAGUAUGUUGGUAUAAAGGUACAUGAGCUCGUAGCUCGUUCGGAUUACGAGGAUAUACUGACAAUGGGUGCACGUUAUGAAGAACUAACCAGGGCUAAAGUACCCUGCAUAUCGAGGCUGGCCACGUAUGGGACAGUGAUAAGAGAAGGAUUCAAGGCCUCUCAGCGAGUGAAAACUGUGCACCAGACUGUCAUAUUGCACGAAAAGAUGGCCAUAGAGAAGCAAAAAAGGGUCGACGCUGAGUUCGAGUCAGUCAAGGCUUUGGCUCAGAAAGGAGACAACUUGGCCGUGCAAAUAUUCGCGAUGAAGAAGGCGGUGUUGAAGCUCGAGGCUGAGAAGAAACAAGUUGAGAUUAAAUUCCAGAGGAGUGUUGAGAAUCUAUCAAUCGUUCUAGAGGAGUCGUCUCAUGCAUACGAGAAGCAUCGUGUGGUUGUUCGCGAGUGGAAGGAGGUGCAAGCAUCUGCGGAAUAUUCUCUUGAGACCAUCCAGAAGGCAGAUGUUGUCUGGGUUCAGUUUCUCAACACUCUUACUUAAACAAAAAUACCUUUUUGUUGUUCUUUCUCUUUCAAUAAAAUUUGCUUAAUUUUGUUUUCGACUGUGAUCAUAUAUGGAAUAAAAUCAUCAUUAUAUACUAAAUUAAUAAACUUAUUUUAUUAA
Raphanus sativus (radish) is the source of this 2938-nucleotide messenger RNA. RefSeq names its product NAI2-like protein. The coding region runs from base 1316 to 2815 and encodes 499 amino acids. The transcript is spliced from 12 exons. The record is from RefSeq and is a predicted model, not a curated record. NCBI's taxonomy places the organism in Eukaryota, Viridiplantae, Streptophyta, Magnoliopsida, Brassicales, Brassicaceae.